Messenger RNA from Oncorhynchus tshawytscha (Chinook salmon), 2160 nucleotides. RefSeq names its product stonustoxin subunit beta-like. The transcript is spliced from 3 exons. NCBI's taxonomy places the organism in Eukaryota, Metazoa, Chordata, Actinopteri, Salmoniformes, Salmonidae. The record is from RefSeq and is a predicted model, not a curated record. The coding region runs from base 1259 to 1801 and encodes 180 amino acids.
CUCCAAAGGGGGCAGUAGUCAGCCCGAUCUUUAACAGGUUUUUAAAUCAACCCGGAGCCUCUACAUCAUGUGCCAUGUACCGUUGUUCUGCUGGAUAGCAGCAACUGUUUUUCAGCAUAUCCUGGGUAAAGUCGGCCUAAAGUCUAGAUCUUUACCUACAACCCUUACUGAGUUGUACAUCCGUUAUGUAGUGAACCAAACAAUUGUCCGUUUUAAGAUUCAACUCAUGAAUGACAAAGAAAAUACUUUGAAGCAAAACAAAGAGGUGAUUUUCACAUUGGGACAGCUAGCGAAUCAGAACCUGUUCAUUCACAAGGUGCACUACACAGAACAGGACUUGAAGGACUGUGGUAUUAGUGUCACGGAUGCUGAUAAAUGCCCUGGCCUAUGUACUGAAGUUGUACAAUCAGAGCAUGGACUGUAUCCCAAGAAACUGUACUGUUUCAUACACCUGAGUGUUCAGGAGUUCUUUGCUGCUCUGUACGCAUGUCAUGAAUUUGAAAACCGCAGGAUUGACUCAGUUAAAAGCCUUAAUCAAAAAGAAGAAUGGAAGCACUUCCAUUGAUCUUUUAAAUUUUCUCAAAGGUGCCCUGGACAGGGCAUUAGAUAGUAAAGACACCUGGACCUUUUCAUACGUUUCCUUUUUGGGAUCUCUCACGUCUCCAGCCGAGACCUCCAGCCGAGACCUCCUUCAAGGACUUCUGGGAGAGACACCCAGCAGUUCAGAAUGCAACAAAUUCCAAAUUCCUGUAUUACAGUCCUGGAUCUGGGCCACAACAACCUGGGCAAUGGAGAGGUGAAACGCCUUUGUGAUGGGCUGUGGAACGCCAACAGCAAGUUGAAAACGCUGACUCUCAGCCACAACAAUGUUGGUGAGGAAGGUGUUGAGGAACUCUGCAAAGUGCUGAUUCGUCCCACCUUGAAGCUUCUGACCUUGGACCUCAGCUGCAAUGACCUUGGGGACGUGGGGUUGGAGUCCCUUGCUUUUGCCCUCCACGAGCGUUGCACACUGCAGGAACUGAGGUAUGUACAGCAGUGUCAAAUUAGACAAUGACACAUUAAGGGUGUGCCUUAAUCGCUGAACUCUGCUGACCAGUGGCUGCUAUAGAUGGUUCUUCAAUGUUCCUAGUUUUAAAGGUGAAAAUGUUUUUUAUAAUUAUUUUCCCUAUUAAUUUCCAGACUAUCUGGCUGUUUGAUCACAUUGCCGGAGACCGUGUCCUCUGUACUGGUCAUAGCUUUGAGGUCCGACCCCUUCCAGAUGAAAGAACUGGAUCUGAACUACAAUCUCCUCGGGGACAUUGAAUUGGAUUUCCCUUUUCAGCUGAAGCUGAACCUGGAGCACCGAGGAGAGAGCAGGAAUAAACCAGGUCUGCAGAAAUAUGCAUGUGAACUCACACUAGACCCCAGCACAGCGAACGGUUUCCUCGUUCUGUCUGAGGGGGGCAGGAAGGUGAGUUGCCAGAGGAAGGAUCAGCAGUAUCCCAUCACCCAAGACAGGUUUGAUAAAUGCAACCAGGUGCUGUGCAAGGAGAGCCUCGACAAGCGGCAUUACCUGGAGGUGGAGUGUCUACACAGAGUUCACAUAGGCAUGGCCUACAAGGGAAUCGACAGGAAAGGAACCGGUGACAGCGUAACACUAGGAUGCAAUGCCAAUUCUUGGACAGUGUACGCCUCGAAGUAUAAGGGCCAUACACAGCACAAAGACAUGCUACACAGGUUACAGAUCCCCCAAAUCAAAGCACAUGUGCCCUACAGAGUAGGAGUGUUUCUGGAUUGGCCGGCACGUUGUCCUUUUACAUGAUCAACCAAUUGGGCGCACUGACCCAUCUGUAUACAUUCCACACCACAUUCACUGAGCCUCUUUAUCUUGGGUUUGGACUGAACUCUCCGACCGCAACCGUUCAUCUCUUAUAGUCACAGCCUACGACAGUGGACUGAACUCUCCGACCAUCUCUUAUAGUCACAGCCUACGACAGUGGACUGAACUCUCCGACCAUCUCUUAUAGUCACAGACAUGUUUUACUGUGUCACAUGGUGGAGUGGGAGAGGGGUUUAGACAGUGGACUGCUGUGUCACAUGGUGGAGUGGGAGAGGGGUUUAGACAGGGGACUGCUGUGUCACAUGGUGGAGUGGGAGAGGGGUUUAGACAGGGGACUGCUG